Messenger RNA from Symbiodinium sp. CCMP2456, 2373 nucleotides. Lineage: Eukaryota; Dinophyceae; Suessiales; Symbiodiniaceae. The record is from the annotation of a GenBank genome assembly.
AUGUCCUUCUACGGCAUCUUUGGCUUCUUCAUCUUCGGCCCCAUCCAGUGGUACAUCAACGUCUUCAACGUGGGCCAGGGCGUCUGCGAGUUCAACAAGAAGGAUGGGUACAUGUACAUGGUGAGAAAUGGCGACAUGAUUCGUGAGGUCCCCCUCUCCGACUUCCAGGCCGUAAAGUUCGAGUGGACCAACAUGGCCAUUACCGGAAGCCGAGACUUGUACCUGGUCACACAGGCCUUCCUUUUGCUGCAGCCAUCUCUCAGUGUUCUCUCGUCCGUUCGUGGCCCCCGUGCGUCCCCCGUACACAUGGGCACCCCGCUGGAUGAACAGGAGACCUUGGAUCUCCCCCCGCUUCACGACGACGACGUCAGCCCCGUGGGGGGUGGGCGGCUGUUGGGAGGGAAUGAGGAUGCGCAAAUGCGCGAAGCCGCGCAUGCGGCGCUUCUGGCGGCGACAGGCCCGAAGGACCUCCUCAAGCAGCUCCCUCUAAAAUAUCGGCCCCCGGUCUCCAAGCUCCCCCUGUCUUUGGAGGACUCGCAUCUUGAAAGAACUCAGGCGUUCGAAACCCGCUUAUCGACACUGGAAGCAGAGCUGCGGGAUCUCAGGCGUGAUGCUAUUGAGGAGGAAGUCAGAGCAUGGUUUGCAAGGGCGGAAUGCCUUCCUUUGCUUCAGGAUGUGCAUGUGAACUCGGUAAGGCCGAGUGACAUACCCGGUCAACCCCCGCGGCCCCUUUGGGCCAAACGCAACCGAAGCCCAGCAGAGCGAGCUAGAAUCCGCGCCAUCGUGACCAUCAAGGCCCUGAUAACGAGAUUUCUGGGUGAAGCGGACUUUGAGUUUGACUGGCGAGGCACGGAGACGGGUUGGUGGAUUCCGGGCCCCCAGGUUGCACAGCUGAUAGGCACAACGUUGGAGGACCUUUCUAAUUUGCGGGAGGGCAUGGUGCAACUUCCUGAUGUCCUCUGUGUGCAGGAAUUAGGAACCCGAGACGCGCAGCCCCAGGACGUCAUCCUGAUCGGAGCGGACUUGAACCAGGACCUCCACGCUAGUGUUGACGAGUUUCCGGGGAUGGGUUUGCUGAGGGCUCUCAUUUCCAAACAUGACCUGCGGUACAACCGUUCUGUGGGCCACACCUGGAGUGCAAGGGGGGUAAGCAGCGAAAUUGACUUCAUCCUGCUGCGAGCGCAUAGGGUUCAAGUUGUGUCGUUCAAACGAGAUGACAUGAAAGAAGCCCUGCCUUCAGACCACUCGCCGGUUUUCAGCGUCAUCUGCACGCCUCGCCCUUUAGUGAACCGAGCGAUGAGGUUCCCUUUGACCCUGCUGAAUUCGCGAAUUUAUGUGCAAGUAAAGGCGGCCCUGCUGUGCAAGGUCCGUCACGAGAGGGCCUUGGCCAAGGCGGAUCACAAGAUUAAGAUCCUGGAGGAUGCCCGCGCGGGAGACCGAAAGGCUAUAACCUACCUUCGUAAGAGUGCGGCACAGCGCUCCUUUGAAACGAGCUACAUCGAGCUUCGAGGCGGGCAACAACAAGCGGCACAUGAACUUCAGCAGUUUUAUGAAGCUAAGUACUCCUCCUUUUUGCCCGACUCUCGGGGCAAGCUACUGCAGUACUUCAAUCGCUUACUGCAUGAAGAGCUUGCGGUGCCUUCGAAUUGGGCAGAAGCCAAGGUCUUUGGGAGACUCAUCAUGAACAGGGUCGCAGCACGAUGCCCGCCGUUUGCGAGCGGCCGACUUGGCUGUAGAAAGGGCACCCAAACGGUUGACGGUAUCUUGGCAGCCCAGACAGUGGUAGGGAUUCUCAGGCGCAAGCAUGGGGUUGAGGCACAUGUCGCCAAGUUGGACAUACGUGCCGCCUUUGACAGCUUGGCACAUUCGGCAGUUGUUCGUUACUUGGCAGAGUGUGAGCCGUGCCCUGAGGCGGGCCUCCUUUGGAAGUUAUGCUCGGCAAACCGCUUGCACAUGUCCCUAGGGACCCACUCCUGGCAAGUCCCGGUGAAGCAGGGCAUCAUGCAAGGAAGCAGCUACUCAGCCGACCUGUUCGCCAGGGUAAUAGAUAGGCACAUAAGGGGGCUACAGCCGAGAUGGAAUGCAAUGUUCCCGGCCUGGGAGGACGGACUUUGCCUCCCACACUUUCUGCUGUAUGCCGAUGAUAUUUUGUUGUUCGCGAUGAGUGCCGCAGAGCUCCAGAGGAAGUUGCGAGACUUGACAGACAGCUUGCAGUGCAUCGGCCUUUUCAUUAAUGCGAGGAAGUGUCAGGUCCUGAACAUCAAAGGGGUUACUCCAGGUGUGUGGCCGAGAAACAGCGCCGUCCCGCUGGAGGGGCGUGUUGAAAGCGACGCUCUUCGAAAGUUACGUUUCCUCCCGCUGGUCGUGGUGUAG